This is a messenger RNA of Actinia tenebrosa (Australian red waratah sea anemone), 1887 nucleotides long. RefSeq names its product thiol S-methyltransferase TMT1B. The record is from RefSeq and is a predicted model, not a curated record. NCBI's taxonomy places the organism in Eukaryota, Metazoa, Cnidaria, Anthozoa, Actiniaria, Actiniidae. Gene Ontology annotation, molecular function: S-adenosylmethionine-dependent methyltransferase activity.
UUUAAAAAUGACAUCACAAUGUAAAAGAUCACACGACAAGCCAUGUAUGUCAGCAUCAAGUGCCUUCAACCUGAAAAUAGCAUCUGCAACAAACAAGAGAUCAAGUUGCUUCUUGAAAACCAAUCAACUGUAGAUACUAUGUACUAUUCAUUUCUCAUCCCUGCCGUGCGGUGUUGCCAAGAACAUUGGAAUUCAACUGAUACAGCACGCAUUUGCUACAUUAGUAACGACUGUUCCCUUCAUACUUCUGCAGGAGACUCGAGUUUAUCGCAAGCAAAAAAGCAAGUAGCAGAAGAUGGUUGAGGUACUUGGCUUGCUUGGGGUUGUGAUAUUACUCGCAUUGUGUUUGGUAGUAGCUAGUAGUGGACGGCUCAGGAAUGUCGUCAUCAAUUCAAACCUCUACAAGAAAGGCUUUGCUCUACACAUGGACAUUUUUAGUAAAUUACACAACAAAGCAAUCCAGAAGGUUAAGCAGGAGUUGUUUUCAAGUAUGAAGCCAACACUGCAGAACAUCAAAGGAGAUAUUUUAGAGAUUGGUUCUGGUACAGGAGCGAAUUUUGCUUUCUUUCCUGAAGGGAGUUCAGUCAUCGCCAUUGACCCUAACCCCCAUAUGGAAAAGUACCUCAAGAACAACGCAGAUAAAUUUCCAAACAUCACAAUCAAAAAGGUAGUUACUGGAUUUGCUGAGGACAUGGCUGAAAUAGAAGAGAAUUCCGUAGCAGUUGUGGUUUGUACCUUGACUCUAUGCUCUGUUCAGGAUAUUCCCAAGGUGUUACAAGAAAUCAAACGAGUAUUAAAACCGGGCGGCUGUUUAUACUAUCUGGAACACGUUCUAGACGAAGAAGGCAGUUUAAGAAGAACGUUCCAAAAAUACUUCGAUGGAUUAUGGAAGUAUUUAAGUGACGGCUGUUCCUGUUCUACUGAAACGGCAACCUUUAUCACAGAGGCUGGGUUUUCUUCCGUUUCAYAUGAGACGUUCAUCGCCAGAGACCUGAACGCUAUUGCAUGGAUCAUGAGAUCACACAUUGUUGGUUAUGCAGUAAAGUAGAACGGACAGUACCAAGAUGUCAAUGAAGUGAACUUAAUUUUAGGGUUGGUGAAAGUGAAAGAGCUUCCGUUUAAGCAUAACUCACUAUUGCGCAAGCGCGCAUUCAGACACGUGUUGCUAAUAGGUUGAAUCUCGUGUAGCCUCGCUUUCAGAGCGUUUCCGACAAGAUACGCAAUAAUCUGGAUAAUCCCAAAACAGCUCUUCUGUUUUGACGGUUACCAAUUGACGUAAUUCGUCCGAUGCAAACACUCAAAAUGACCGGAUGCAUUCGUUUGUUAUUAGUGCUACCAUAUUGCUACUGCAAUGGUCACAAGAGGUAAAAAAAAAACACUUCAAGCUACAUCAACCAACUAACAAGAGUAAUCCGCAGCUCAUAGCCAUAUUUAAAGUAUUUCUUAUUAUAGCUAUUUAUUUUUAAAAACAGCUUUCCCUGCUUGCAGAGCCUAUUUUUCUUUUGUUUUGAUUGGGACAAAUUGACUCUGCCGAUGUAGGACGUUUAAUUUCCUGUAACACACCGCAGUUCGUGAACGAAAGCGCAUGAGCAAGUGUAACAAAACGUAGCGCCAAACGUUAUUAUACACUAUCUGUCGAAAUCAUAACAGCGUUGCUUUAUCACGCCACGCAUGCGCGACAAGCAUAACAUCCUACAUCUCUUUACAAAAGAAAAAAAAAGGUUCUGCUGCCAGCAAAAAACAGUUUUUCUCAUUUCUCCAAAAAUCAGACUUCCACAUAUAAAGUACAGUCCUCAGAACAAUCCAACGUAAAUAAUUACAAUAAUUCAAGUAAAAUUGAAAGUAUAAUUAUUCGUUUAAUGCAAAAAUAAAUGAAUCUUUUAGUCA